Messenger RNA from Pygocentrus nattereri (red-bellied piranha), 1270 nucleotides. RefSeq names its product ADP-ribosylation factor-like 14 (gene arl14). Gene Ontology annotation, biological process: intracellular protein transport; vesicle-mediated transport. The transcript has a single exon. Gene Ontology annotation, cellular component: cytoplasm. NCBI's taxonomy places the organism in Eukaryota, Metazoa, Chordata, Actinopteri, Characiformes, Serrasalmidae. The coding region runs from base 68 to 670 and encodes 200 amino acids. Gene Ontology annotation, molecular function: GTPase activity; GTP binding. The record is from RefSeq and is a predicted model, not a curated record.
AUCAACCAGUAACACAAUACAACACACUGUGUAGACAGGACAGCCAAAAGGCCUGACGAUACUGAAAAUGGGUCUGAAGGGGUCCAAGCUGCCCGAGGCGAGAGUGCUCCUCCUGGGUCUUGACGGGGCUGGCAAAUCCACCCUGCUCUACAAGCUCAAAUACAACGAACGCUUCCAGACCGUUCCGACAGUCGGCUUCAACGUGGAGAUGUUUGACGCGAAGCAGAAGAGACGGAAGAUCACCGUGACGGUGUGGGACGUUGGCGGCCAGAAGAUAAUGAGAGCACACUGGAAGAACUUCUACGAAGAAACCUCUGGCCUUCUGUUCGUGGUGGACUGUUCAGACAAGGGACGUUUGGAUGAGGCCAAACGUGAGCUGGAGCACAUCCUCAGGAGCGAGCAACUCGAGGAACUGCCCGUGGUGAUCCUGGCCAACAAGCAGGACGUGGGGGGAGCCUUAACGGCUACGGAGCUCACGGAGAAGUUCAACCUGAGGAAGGUGUGUAGCGACAGGAACUGGUUCGUCCAGCCCUGUUCGGCUGUGUCCGGCGUAGGACUGGAGGACGGUUUCAGGAGGAUGGUUCACUUCGUGAAAACCACUGAUGAUGCCAAUAUUAAAGAGACGGUCAAGUAUUUGCGAUCCAAAUCGAUGAAGACGAUAAAGAAGUAAGCGAGAUGGUGAUUUUAUUCAUUUGAUGGCGUCUGGGAUUUUCUGCACUCUGGAGUUCCACUGAACCUUCACGCAUUCAAACGGACCAGUCAUUCAUAAAUUCACAUCGUGCGGAUUGGGCCUGUAUGGUAAAGCUGUUGAUCAUAGGGCAAGAAUAUUGGACAAGAUCCUUCUGUUCCAAGCCUUGUGGCAGGACACCUCAAGGUCAGACAGCCGGUGAAACUUUGUGACACAUUCAUUUUCAAUGGAAUUUGCCACGAUGAGAGAUUUCGCCUCACAGACCUGUGGCUGAACAUUUUGUGUUGUGAGAAGCUUGAGAACCAAAAAUGUGACAAAUGGACAAUCAUACUUAUUUUUUAGCACGAGAAAAAGCAAAACGUCAAAAUAGCAAAAAUACGAUGGCCACCAUAGGUUCUGCUACACGUUUGGAAAGGGAGGGAUGAGGGAGGGUUAUUCAAUUGAUUGCAAUCUGCAGCCCCACCACUAGAUGCCACUAAAUCUUUCGCACUGCACAUUUAAGCUCAAACCUUUUUAAACAUUUCUUUCUGGCUGUAAAUAAACACAUAAAAGAGAGACUGCAUGACACGCAGUAAAUCGAGA